This is a messenger RNA of Notodromas monacha, 2428 nucleotides long. The record is from the annotation of a GenBank genome assembly. NCBI's taxonomy places the organism in Eukaryota, Metazoa, Arthropoda, Ostracoda, Podocopida, Cyprididae.
UUCUCAUCUGCAAAAUACUUUUUUGACCACUCUGUGCUAUUAAUUUCCUUUCAGUGGAGAUGAGUACUCUGUAGGACUGCUGGAUCACUAUGGUUAUGAAGAUGUUCCUGGUGAAAAUGGACUCUCUCAGGUCUUUGUGAACACAGUCAAUGACUUCAUGCAAUACUACUACAACCAGCAGAUGUUUGUGAAAGAACUGGGGGACUUGGAAAGUGAGGGAAUCACGGUGCCAGGUCAAAUAGCAUACAAGGACAUCAGGUCAAUUGUGGACUUUGUUCUGCAUGGUUCCCAUGGGUUGUUGAAAGCAAUUGAUACCAGGACCAUCACAAAUAGGGCUGGAAGCAUUCUGGAUGAUCUUGCUGAGAUGACGUCAACCUGCGCAGAAGGAAUAAUGACUGUGCAAAGUGCCAAAUCCAGUUUCCAGCUCCUUCACGCCAACAAGCCCGUCACCUAUUCAAAUUGCACGCGUUUCCAAAAGGAAAAUUCCGCGUUUCUCGCAGAUCAAAUCGCCACAGUCAUCACUUCGUCGCGCAGCAAAUUAGUCCGGGCCUUAUUCGCCGCCAAAAUUCGCCUCACGGGGGGUCUAGUCGUCACCGAACCCUGCAGCUUUUUAUCCGGUGCCAAUACUCCGAUGGCGAGUUUCACUGCGCCAAUUUUGGAGGUUGAAGGUUGCACCUUGCCAUCGAAAAGCAAGAACAUGCCAACAUGUAGUAGGAAGGGUUUUUCGCAAACGAAGCGCCAAUUGACACGGUCAACAAUGUGCAGGGCGGCUUUGAUGAGUCUCAUGCAGAAAAUGGUCGUCUGCUCUCCUCAUUUUGUGCGCUGUAUCAGACCCAGUGAUCACGCAGGAGAAGUUCCUUUGGAACUGAAUUUAGACGUCGUUUCGAGGCAGUUGAAACACUUGGGCGUCAUGGAAACGCUGAAAUUGCGGAAGGUUGGAUAUUCAAGUCGGAUUCCGUUCUACGAAUUUCUACGUCGGUACAAGUUCCUGGUCUUCGAUUUCGAAGAAACUGUCGACGAGAACGAGGAGAACUGUCGACUGCUCUUCCUCAGACUGCGUAUCGACGAUGGAUGGUCUUUGGGACGAACGAAAGUUUGUCUGAAAUAUUACCUGGAAGAAUACUUGUCCAGACUUUACGAAAAGGAAGUGAGGAAAAUUAUCAAGAUCCAAGCCAUGGUUCGCAGAUAUUUGGCAAGGCUGAAGGAGAAGAAGCUCAUCGAUGACAGGAAGCGAAAGAAGCGUCAAAGAACCAAACAUUACAAGUUUGGUGAAGGAGUGACUGAAGAUGAGGCUGCUGUGAAACUUCAAAAGGCAUUCAGGGGUUUCAAGGUUCGCAAGGACCUCAAGAAAAACAACGACGAUGAUAAUAAGAGGACGUUGGUGUCUUCGCCGGGGGGCAUGAGAAUCGACAUUGCGCAUUAUUGGCGUAAAUGGAGAUCCCGAACCAUCUUCCAACAACUUCAGCGCUACAGAUCUGCGAACGUGGAACAGCUGAUAUAUUUCUCUCAACAGGUUCAUCUCUACGGACAAGACGUAAACAGUGUCAUUAGGCGAUGGAAUGACUCCGUUGACCUGGGGAGAGUGGAAGAGAAGAACCUGCUGAAACCCAGUUCCGUUUUAAGGUCAAUAUCCCCGAGACCUCUUCACAAGGUGCCUUUGCGCCUUGCCGACGUCAUGUACAUCGACACGUCUCAUUUACGGGAUCCCUUUGGGUCUCGAGGACUCAGGACGCCGACGUCACCAGUUCGAACCCCGUCGCCAGCAUUUCCGGAAGUGGAUGGGGAUGACUGGGAUGCUCCUUUGCGGGAUGUGAUGAGUUUACUUCCGUCGGAAAUAUCCACCCUUCAAACUAUUGAACAUGUCAAAGACUGGAAAGACGUGAUGAUGAUGAAGUCGCCGUCCUACAAUAAUGGGCACAGCAGCAGGAUGAACUCAGUGAGCCCCAUGAAUGCCGGCUCUUCGCCUCGGGGCAUGCUCAGUCCGGCGGCGCUGAAUCGGUCGCCGGGCUUUGCAGCGUCGCCUACGCGUCUGACGGCGUCCCCGACAGUGUCGCCCAAGCCCGGGACGCCCACGUCAGCGCCGCCACAGGCACCGGCGCCGCCGGUCAUCCGGAGAAUGUCGCCCAUGAGUAACGAGGCGAAACCCGCUGCGUGGCGGAACUCGAACCCAGUAGCAGCGGCUUCAGCAGUAGGGCCCAUUUUGUCGCCACGAGUGGCCAUCCCGGGCCCAGAGUGCUUGAGUGACAUGAGAAAUCGGCUGCGAAAAACGGAUACUGGGAAGGCCUUGUGUUUGGAUUCGGACACGCAUCAGGCAUCAGCAUCAGAGGCAUCCCGGAACGCGGUUUACAAACGCCCCAAAACGUUGCCAGUCACUCCAUGCAAUUCCCAGCAAAUUGAUGACCCGGAAACUCCGCCCUUCAAUUUCCAA